Messenger RNA from Chlamydomonas reinhardtii, 3148 nucleotides. RefSeq lists its product as uncharacterized. Gene Ontology annotation, cellular component: cell periphery; endoplasmic reticulum; membrane. The record is from RefSeq and is a predicted model, not a curated record. Gene Ontology annotation, molecular function: glycerophospholipase activity. Gene Ontology annotation, biological process: sphingolipid catabolic process; ceramide biosynthetic process. The coding region runs from base 148 to 2892 and encodes 914 amino acids. The transcript is spliced from 3 exons. NCBI's taxonomy places the organism in Eukaryota, Viridiplantae, Chlorophyta, Chlorophyceae, Chlamydomonadales, Chlamydomonadaceae.
AUUUCAGAGUUUGCCUAGAGCUGCGGUCCACAUCGUGUAGUGCAACAAAUUUUGCAGUUCCUUGCCGUUCCUUCCCAGAAUACCAAUGAUGACUUGAGGGCUUGAAAGCAUUCUUAGCUGAAUUAUCAAGACCACGUCACGCAUCGAAUGACAGACCGUGCGAGCUGCAUCGUCAACUGCGAUGUCGUGCAUGCUGCGGGAGCCUGUCCCGGGCUUGCGAGUUGUGCAGAUCUUUCCGAGUUAGAAGCCGGAGUCGACACCUUAACAUGUCAGGAUGCAUCCCCUGCAGCUGACCUGGAACAGCCUCAGGCGGAGCAGGCCUCAGACCGAAUCUGGGAGCAGCUUACCCCGGACCUCGCACACCGGGUGGUUGCCUUCCUGCCGGCUUGCGAGGUCGCCACCACACUCCGCCUGGUCUGCCGGGCAGCAGCUGCCCAGUUCAAGGCCGCGCCGCUGCGGCUCUCGCAGCCCGGCGGCCUGCCGCACCAUGCCUUCGCCUGGCGUUGGGGGCCUGCAGGCGGCUCCGGUCACGGGGCCUCUGCCCGCAACCCCACGGGCCUGCUGUCCAGCGGCAUCCGUUCCCUCACUCUCUCCGCACGCCGCUGCCUGCUGGAGCUCACUGCCGCUGGCGGCGACGUCUGCAACCUCGCGCUGGCCGCGUCUGUGGCGGGCUGCGGCCUUCCGCCAGGCGCGCUCGAAGCGGCGCUAGAGGGUGGCCACCUAGCCGCAGCCACUUGGCUACUGGACAAGGGAUGCCCCAUGGAACCUGGCAACCUGGUGGGCCGCUGUGCCAAGGGUGGUAGCGUGCAGGCCCUGCGGUGGCUGCUGGCGCGGCCCGAAAUGUCGGAGCGUGCCGGCGUGUACCUGCACCUGCCUGCAGCGCUGCAGACGGCGGCGCGUGCUGGGCACGGCGAGGUGUGCACAGCCCUGAUGGACUGGGUGGCAGGCAUGGCGGCUGAGGGGAACACGCGCGCCGCAGAGCUAAUUGCGAACGGCUUGUGGCACGUUGCGCGGCGUAUGGCACCUGUGGAGGCCGCGGCCGGCGGCCAUGCGCGCCUCAUGCAAGUGCUGCUUGCGGGUGUGCCGACGGCAGAAACAGGCACAGAUUGGCAGCGCCUGCUGCUUAAGGCUGUGGCAGGUGGCUGCGACCUUGCCACGCUGCGCAAGGUACACGCGGUGGUGUGCGCGUCACUGCGCGGGCCGAGCGGAGCGCCACCGCUGCCACGGGCGCCUGCCGGGCCAGCGGCGGCAGGCGGCCGCGGACGCGGCCGCGGCGGGCGUGCACCAGGCGCAGGGCCGCAGCCUGACGUCGUGAUGGAGCGGGCGCGCCAGCGGCGCGAGCAGGAGGUGGAGGCACGGCAGGCCCACAUGGGCGCACUGGCUGCUGCGGCUCGCAGCACCACGCCGGACUGGAGGGCCAAGGUGGAGUGGCUGCUGGCGGCGAUGGGGCGUGCAGCCGACAGCAACAGCAACAACAGCAGCGAUGGAGGCAGCGGCAAUGUCUACAUUGAUGACGCCGCGGCGCUACCGGAUGCGGAGGAGCGGAUGCGCUGGCUUCGGGCUCGGGGCUUCCGCCUGGGCCGGCAGGCGCUGCCCGAGGCCGUGCGGCAGUGCGAGACGCUCAGCGUCGAGGCGCUGAGGUAUCUGUUGCAGUUAGUGGCGGGGCAGGACUGGCCGCUCCUGGGCACGCACGCACCACCACUAGCUGCGGCAGGCCGGUUAGACCUGCUGAAGGUCUUGCUGGAGGCAGCCGGCUCGCCGCCUCCGCCUCCUCCAGGCCAGCAAGUGCAGCAGCCGCAGCAGGCGGACGCCGCCAUGGCGACUGCGACUGCUCAUGGCGACGCCGCUGCUAUGGGCGCAGCAGUUGCAGCGGCGACAGCAAUGCCACCAGGAGGGGGCAAUGGGACUGUGGCUCGGGAGGCGCGAUGGCCUUCUGUCAGCCUGGGCACGGUCCGGGCGCUGCUGCUGGCUGCGGCGCCCGGGGGGCACCUGGAGGUGAUCCGUUGGCUGCUGGCCCUGGGGCAGAGCUUCUUCCCCAAGGAUGCGCAGCCGGAGGGGUUGGAAGCAGGGUCUGGUGCAAGCCGCGGAGCCCAGAGUGGCAGCGGUGGCUGCGGUGCAGCGGCCGCUGCUGGCAGCAGAAGCGGCAGCAGCAGCAGUGACGGCUACUCCCCGUCAAAACUGGCGCUGUAUGGAGUGCUGAACUCGGACCUGUUCUGUGCAGCUGUGAGGUCGGGCAGUGUGCAGCUGCUGGAGCUGCUGCGAGGCGCGGGCUGCACAUGGGACCCGCUGGCUGUGUGGGAGGCGGCGGCCGAGACGGGCUGCUGUGACGUACUGCACUGGCUUUUCAUGCAGGGCUGGCCACUUCCGGCCAAUGACGUGCCCUAUCUCCGGGCAGCACGCAACGCCGACGAGCUAACCAUCUGCACCCUGCGCAACCUGGGCUACACGUGGGCGCCCGGCGGAGAGACCCUGGCGCGCGCUGUGUACGACGCCCGCGGCAGUGUGCCUCUGGCGGGGCUGGUGGCACUGGUGGCGGCGGGCUGCCCUGCGGACUGGGCCGCACUGCUGCAUCUGGCGCAGCGCUACCGAAACUAUGGCUAUGCCCGAGGGCAGGAGUCGGAGGUGCUGGCGUGGGCCCGCGAGCACAUGAAGAAGGAGCAGCAGGCGAAAUUGGCUGAGGAGAGGCGGGCGGCGUCAAAGAAGGGAAAUGGCAGCGUGGAAAGGACUGAAGAGGCGGCGGAAGGGGUACGAGGUGGGAGCAAAGGGAAGGGGCGGAAGGGGCGCAAGGGCCGCGGACACAGGCGGGGAGCCAGUGACUCGUCAGAGGAUGAGGAGGAAGCGCCGCCGGGUGCGGCCGGCGCUCGAGCGCGUGCGGCCGCGCCGGACCAGUAGUGCUGCAUGCAGUGAUGCACAAGCAGGCUGCGGCUAGCUGUGAGCGGUGUGUUUGUUGAAUGUUAUUAAUAGAUGGGGCUACUUGGUAGGACCGCACGUGGAUGCGAUAUUUCGUAGUGACGUGGGAGGCAUGGUAAACUUGAGCGGUGCGUGGACAAGAAAAGGUGGCUCUCCCUCGCAAGGGAAAAGUGGGCUGUGCCGCCACGCCACGUCCUCCGUCUGAGGCCGAAGGUUCCGAUACUAGCCUCAUCUCCCG